Messenger RNA from [Torrubiella] hemipterigena, 547 nucleotides. The record is from the annotation of a GenBank genome assembly. Lineage: Eukaryota; Fungi; Ascomycota; Sordariomycetes; Hypocreales; Clavicipitaceae.
GGUGUUUGUAGAUAUCAAAGGAUACAAGUGCAUGGUCAAUAUAGUACUGUUUUGAUAUGAAAGGCUGUUGUUUGCCAGCUGGCAAAGGGUAGCUUGUGUUACUUGGCACCUGGUGGUAUUGCCAGCUGUGCCAGUUGUCAAUAAUGCGGGCUUGGGUAGAGGUCUCCGCGUUCUGUGUUUGUUAUUUCGCUUGCAUCGUUGUUUUAAAUAUUUCCAUGCACUCAGGAAUUUGGUCUCUGUAAACUUCAAGUUUCACCGGCGGAUUAGUACAAAUGGUAGGAGCACCCCCUCCUACCCGUCCCAAGGGCAAAAACCGACUCAAGGCUCGAACCGUGCAAAAGAGACGGGAGAUAGUUCCCAAAUUUUGGACUGAGCCUAUGGGAGAUACAAUCAACUUCAUUGAUUGGAACUCUCUCAAAACCACGGAUCCGGAGAACGCUCGAAUUGUGGACUGUCGUCAUGUUGCAUCCUUCAACUGGCUGAACAAGAAGACGCCGACGAUUGUCAUCCCAGGGAUGCCACGAGCAUGGACCCCUCUUUCUUAGCC